AUGUCAAACAAGCAAUCGAGUAGCUAUGACACUUCACCACAAAGCUUCUCCAGCUAUAGCAAUUUAAUAGAUUUGCUACCUUCAGUAUCUCAAGUUCCUUCAUGGACCUGUACACAAGAUCAACCAGAUAACACACCCAGUAAAAAGAAAGAUGAAAAAACACCAGGCAAGAAAAAAGAAGAAAAACCAAAGAAGCUAAAAAAAGGAACAAAACGAAAGUUUGAGAAUGUGGAAGAGGCAAUCCGUGAUCAAUUGACAAUGAAAAAUGUCAAGUUUUUGAAGGAGUUUUUGAAGAGUGAAUUUGGAGAGACAGGAGGUAAUCUUAGAAAAGAUGCUCUGGUAGCAAAAUUGGUAACUAGAAUUUGUUCUUCUGUUGAGGAAGAGACGGAUGAAAGAGAUGAGUUAUUCGAAGACAACAUCAAAAAAAAAGCCCUAUUAAUUCCAACAAGAAUGAAGCAAGAAAGUUUCCUCGUCAAAGGAGAAAAGAUUGCCCACGUUAGUUCUGGUGGCAGUCAUACAGUUAUAGUAACAGACCAAUGUAAUGUGUAUGCAUUUGGUAGGAAUCAAAAUGGACAGUUGGGAAUAGGAUCAUUUGAGGAUUCCCCAACACCAAAGAAAGUGGUUUUUGAUGUUGUGGAUGAUUAUAUUGUUAAUGUUUCUUGUGGAGACAGGCAUACAGUGUUCCUUACUCAUAAAGGAAGAGUUUAUGUUUGUGGAGCCAAUUUCAAUUAUCAAUUAGGUUUGGGUCAUAACACUAACAUGUCAAAACCAGUGUUGGUGGAUCAAAUGAUUUCUAGAAAAAUAAGAAGGGCUGUUUGUGGAGCAAGACACACUGUAUUAAUAACUGGAAAAGGAAAGAUUUAUACAGCUGGAUUGGGAUCUUUUGGACAAUUAGGCCAUGGUGAUUUUGCAGACCAACCAUAUUUUAAGAAGAUUGAAGAUAUUGAGUGGCUUUGUUCCUCCUGUUCCACCAAGGAGCAUGUAAAUGUUGCCCUAAGUUCAACAUAUGAAGGUAUGUAA
Molecule: messenger RNA, 1020 nt
Organism: Naegleria gruberi
Lineage: Eukaryota; Heterolobosea; Eutetramitea; Acrasida; Naegleriidae
Exons: 2
Coding region: 1-1020 (339 amino acids)
Source: RefSeq, a predicted model, not a curated record